AUGGCAGAUCAUUUGUUCAACAAGCAGGCAGCUAAAUAUUCAGAUGCAAGGCCAGGUUAUCCUAGCGAAUGGUUCUCAAUGUUGGCUGCUCUCACCCCUCAUCGCUCUUUAGCUUGGGAUGUUGGCACCGGCAAUGGUCAAGCGGCUAUUGGAGUUGCUGAGCAUUACAAGCAAGUGAUAGCAACUGACAUAAGCGAAGAACAGUUAAAGCAUGCCAUACCACAUCCCCAAGUUCAAUACGUGCACACCCCGUUAACAAUAUCUGGUGAUGAAUUAGUGAGCUUGCUUGGUGGUGAAAACUCAGUCGAUCUGAUCACUGCGGCUACAGCUGUGCAGUGGUUUGAUCUUGACAAGUUCUAUCCGAUCGUGAAGCGUGUUCUACGAAAGCCAGGAGGUAUAAUUGCGGUUUGGUGCUACGGCAGCAUGGAAUUUGGCCCAGAAAUUGAUUGCAUGUUAAGGAGUUUUUUCGAGCUAAGUACACCUUUUCAAAGCCAAAGUUUCAAGAUUGCAUUAGGGGGUUACAAGACACUCCCAUUUCCUUUCGAAAGUGUAGGUGUUGGGUGUGAGGGGCAGCCACUGGAAUUGGACAUGCGAAAGGAGAUGUCAUUUGAGGGACUUCUGAAGUUCCUUAGGUCACUUCCUGUAGUCCAUAUAGCUAAGGAACAAGGUGUUGAUUUAUUGACUCAAGAACUUGUAAAGGAAUUUGAGAAGGCUUGGGGUGAGCCAAAAUUGGUCAAGACUGCCGUCUAUAAGACAUAUAUGCUUGCUGGAAAGGUCAACCUCUAA
Messenger RNA from Dovyalis caffra, 786 nucleotides. NCBI's taxonomy places the organism in Eukaryota, Viridiplantae, Streptophyta, Magnoliopsida, Malpighiales, Salicaceae. The record is from the annotation of a GenBank genome assembly.